Messenger RNA from Mercenaria mercenaria, 3095 nucleotides. RefSeq lists its product as uncharacterized. Lineage: Eukaryota; Metazoa; Mollusca; Bivalvia; Venerida; Veneridae. The record is from RefSeq and is a predicted model, not a curated record. The coding region runs from base 1 to 1806 and encodes 601 amino acids. The transcript has 3 exons.
AUGUAUCUCAUUUGUUUAUGGUGUGACGAUCUUCCUCUAGGAAAGUCAAAGAGUGAACUAUAUACAAACAUUAUUGAACUCCUGCUCUCAAGAACAGUUAGAAAAUUACACCUAGGACUAGAAAUAACGAGCGAAUCAUCCCAGAGUGAUAUCCCACAAUUCUGGAGUAAACACGUACAUUGUAAGAAAUAUUACGCGCUUCUAAAAGCUUUAGGACAAUUGGCAUUUGAAACAUUAUUCAGUAAACAACGUGAAAGCACGCUAGUAUUUAGUCAGUCAGUCACUGAAAGGUUUUUAAACAAAGACGAUUUGAAGUUAGAUCUAUGUCUUCUCUCAGGAAUAUUAACAAAAAGUAAGGAAGUGAAAUUAACCAGUGAAAGUUAUAAAGUUUCGUUUUCCCACAAAACAGUACAGGAAUAUUUCUGUGCACUGUACAUUUGCUGCCAAAGUGAAAUUGAUGUCGAAAAAUUUGUGUUACAUAGAUUCAAGAGUGUACAAAAUAUUCUUGAUAUGUCGACAGUGUUUAUUUUUAUCAGUGGAAUGAAUGCAGAAAUCAUGUCUUCGAUAUCACGCGAAUUAAUGUCUGUAAUCAGUGAAGAUCAAAUAACGAGAACAUACAGAUCAAUGACAUACUACGAUUCCAGGUACGUUAAUCCUCUGAAAGACAUACAAAACAUGUACAUUUCUUGUUUGAAAGAAAACACGGACAACACUUCUCUUUGUUUCCAGGAUUUUAUCAUCGAUAAAGAAUGUCAACAAGAAAAUCACUUCUUGAAUUUAAAACAGCUGGUGAUACACAAUAAAAGUAAUAUUAUGUCAUUAAGUAUCAAAAUAGAAGGCAUUCGUUGUUUACGUGAACUUAUCGAUCAGUGUGAACUUGAUGACCUGCACAGUGUCAAGAAAAUAUACUACCGAGGAGAAUGUACUAAGGAAGCGGAAAUUAUUCGGUUGUUGACAAACAAGUCGUUGGAAUGUGUAACUGUUGUAUCAAGUACAUGGCAAGGUAAAUACUUUAUAGUCAAACGUAGUUCUUGUUCCAGUGAACUGUCUAAAACAUUUCAGAAUAUUUCUCAGUUACGAGCAAUUUAUAUCAAUUCUUUCAAGAUGGAGCACGAUGUGCUGAAGGAGUUUGUGAAUUAUAUUAUAAACAGAAAAUCAAUGGCGGAGAUUAGAUUGUACAGAUUACACUGUGUCACACACGAUAUUUCCUGCGGAGAAAUGAAUUUGGACUUUUCCCAGCAUUCAGAUCUAAGGACGUUAGGAUUGAGCGAUAUACCUGUGUCACAAUUAAAAGUGAAUGUAUCGUCGUUAGAGGAAUGUGCUGUUGGAUAUUUAUCUAAACUCGGUCUGUUCACGUUAUUGCUGAGAGAGCUGCCAGCAGCCAGUAAACUACACACAUUUAGGUGUAAUGCUCUAAAAUCUUCCGGUGACAUUGAAACAUUGUUGCAGACAUUACCAUUGUUAGUUCCAGUGAAAGAAGUUUGGUUGGUGGAUAUCAACGUAGGUGAAAGGUCACUGUCCCUUUCACCGGAAAUGGUGAAUCUACAGCUUGUUUUCUUGUCUAAGGUAACAAUGUCUGGUUCAUCAUUACGUAAUCUAGUUAAGGUAGUAGAGAAACUUCUACACUCAGUGACAGUAGAAAUGCUAGCUUGUAAUAUAACACCGGAAACAGAAUUUGCAGACGUUAAAAAAUAUAUAAAAACAUCGGAGAAUUUCGUGGUCACGUUUGAUGGAAUCACUCAGUACGGCAUGUACAAGUACGUGUUUUUGUUUCAAACAACUGAAGCUGGAAGUCGAGUACAUUAAGUUAACCAGGGAACUUGAACUGAUAGUUUAAAUAUUUUAUAAACAUUACUCAUUGAAUAUAUGUAACAUAAAACAUAACACAUUGACAUGACAUGACAUGUAUGUACAGAGUUAAAAAUAGCCGUGCUUGCGAGUGAAAUAGACACGAAAAUCAAUUCUAGGAAAAGGAGUUAAAAUAGUUGUGCAUAGAUCAUGAAGAGGAUGGGCGUUCUCAUAUCUGCAUGGAUUUAUAACACAAGAUUGCUGUGGAAUUGACCAAUCAAAAGAGACAAUGCUGACAGAGUUACAGGAACUGUUUAGUCGUAUGACAGCAGAUGAGACGACUUUAAUUAGCUCUAUGAUGCUCGUUAUACUCUUUUGAAGAGCAGUUGUGUGGACAGUCGUCACAGGAGAUGUGGGUUGUGUGAUUCUGGCUGUGGCUUCAUGGUGCACAGGAAAGACGACCACAGGUUGCGAUUAGUACCGAGAUUCUGCUGUACUAAAGAGCAAGGUUUACUACAAUGAUCCCUUUUCUACUGAAACUGUCCCAGGCGGCAGCGAUUGUAAAUUAGUACAUGGAUCUCUGUUCAACUUAACAGUAAUUCAGUUUAUACAGACAGUUGGUUCAUUUUGACUUUAGUACUGUAUCACACCUUUAUGAAUGUACUAACCUAUCUAGGCAAUCAGCUGUUACCACAAACUGGAUCCCAACUUCACUGAGAAAUAACUGAGCUUGGAGACCAGCUCCAUUGCCAUACUGUGUAAUGUUCAAAAGAAGGCUUUUCAGUACAACCAUAAUAAUCUUAUUCAAAAGUGAUAGACUUGCAGAGAAACUCUAUAAUAUUUAAGAACUUGAGAUUUAAAAACCAGUACAUGUAAAAUCGCCUGUAGUGAUUAGUGACAUCCAAAAAGAAAUUUUUAUGAUUUUAAAUUUGAGCCAAGGGUGGAAGCAGUCAGAUUUUUUAAGACAAUGUUAACAUGUGAGGCAUAUUUAAGCUCACGUCAGAACCAAGUGCACAGUGCGAGCUUAUUAUCACAAACAACCUGUAUCCGACGUCAUGUGUCAACUGUUAAAACUCCAGAGGUCUUAUACUGACAUUAUCAAAUUUAGACGAAAUGAUCUAGGUGUAAAAAAGUAGUUUUUUCCGCCGCUUCGUCAAUUUAUAUACUGCCUAAAUUGUGUUCACGACCAGGACUAAUAGUACCCAGAGAAGUCAGGUUUAGUAUAUACUGUACAUAGAAUAUCAUUUACAUAUUUUAUUUUGUACAUACACAGACAAGUAUCCUUUGAUAAACUGGUAUACUGUCUA